Trichechus manatus latirostris (Florida manatee) is the source of this 1006-nucleotide messenger RNA. Its product is annotated as olfactory receptor 6C68-like. Lineage: Eukaryota; Metazoa; Chordata; Mammalia; Sirenia; Trichechidae. The transcript has a single exon. Gene Ontology annotation, cellular component: membrane. Gene Ontology annotation, biological process: G protein-coupled receptor signaling pathway. The record is from RefSeq and is a predicted model, not a curated record. Gene Ontology annotation, molecular function: olfactory receptor activity; G protein-coupled receptor activity.
GUAGGUUUUGCUUUCGCCUGAAGUCAAUAAUGAGAAACCACACAACAAUAACAACAUUUACCCUUCUGGGACUGACAGAAGAUCUUCAGCUACAGGUUUUGCUUUUUAUUUUCCUACUAACAAACUACAUGUUGAGUGUAACUGGAAAUCUGACCAUCAUUACCCUCACCUUGGUGGAUCCCCACCUUAAAACACCCAUGUAUUUUUUCCUCCAAAAUUUUUCUUUCCCAGAAAUCUCAUUUACAACUGCCUGUGUACCAAGAUUCCUAUACAGUAUAUCAACUGGAGACAGAACAAUUACCUAUAAUGCAUGUGCCAUUCGACUCUUUUUUACAGAUCUCUUUGGGGCAAAUGAAUUUUUUCUUUUGGCCACCAUGUCUUAUGAUCGCUAUGUGGCCAUCUGCAAACCCUUGCAUUAUAUGACAAUCAUGAGCAACCAAGUAUGUAAAACAAUGGUUAUUUGCUGUUGGAUGGCAUCAUUUAUGAUUAUCCUCCCACCACUUAGCUUAGGUUUUAAUCUGGAACCCUGUGAAUCUAAUGUCAUUGAUCAUUUUGGCUGUGAUGCAUCUCCUAUCCUGAAAAUCUCAUGCUCAGACACAUGAUUAAUUGAGCAUAUGGUUAUAGCCUGUGCUGUGAUGACCUUCAUCAACACUCUUGUAUGUGUAGUUCUCUCUUAUAUAUAUAUUAUGAAGACAAUUCUAAAAUUCCCUUCUGUUCAAGAAAGGAAAAAGGCCUUUCCCACCUGUUCUUCCCACAUGAUUGUAGUUUCCAUAACCUAUGGCAGUUGCAUCUUCAUCUAUGUCAAACCUUCUGCAAAAGAAGACGUGGAGAUUAAUAAAGGUGUGUCAGUGCUCAUUUCAUCCAUAUCACCAAUGUUGAAUCCUUUCAUAUAUACCCUGCGGAAUAAGCAAGUUAAACAAUCCUUUAAUGACUCACUAAAAAAAAUUGCAUUCCUCUCAAAGAAGUAAAGUGUAACUAAGUUGCUAAAUCAUGUUAAAAGAUGCAU